AUGGCGGACGAACUUGAUUAUCUACAGCCAGACUUCGAUCUGAACUCCCUCACUGUGCCCCGCUUACGCUCUAUCCUCGUCAGUCACGACGUGCCCUAUCCAGCCUCUGCGAAAAAGGCGCAGUUGGUCCGCAUUCUGGAAGAUGAGGUGCUCCCCCAGGCGAGGAAACUUCUGCGUGACCGUGAGAGGGUAAGGAGAACGAGUGCAGGCAUUACGGAUAUGAGCCGGGAAAACUCUGUCACUCGCGACGAAGAUGACCGCGAUUCGUUGCACCCACCACCCACUCCAUCCACAACAGGAACCAGGCGAGGUACCUCACGACGAAGCGUCCGCGGAUCGACCGUGGAAACGGAUGGAGGUUACGCUCCGGCUACGCCUGCGACUGCGAAGCGCAAGACCGCUGCGCGGUCGGUGGGCAAGCACCCCCGUGCUUCGGAUACAGAAACUGGUGACGAUGCAAUGGCGACGCCGGUCCCUGCGGUCGGCGCUUCGCCUCGCAAGUCUACUGCGCGGAAGCUUCGGCGGAGCUCUGUUCUGCCUUCGACCGAGGUGGAUGAGUACACGCCGUCUGUCAAGACUGAGCCUAGGGAAGAUAGUGUCUUCACGGACGAGAACCCUUUCCAAAGUGGCAGUCCUUCAGAGGUUAUGAGUAGCCGGCGAACUCCUAGUCAUGAUGGAAAGCGGAAGAGUGGUGGACGACUAUCUUCGGAGAGCCCUGCUAUUAGGAAUAGCUUGCGAUCCCGCAAGUCGGUUACGCCUAGUGCGAUCAAGCAAGAAGAUGGCUAUUAUGCUCCUUCAAGGGAGUCUUUCGACUUUGCAUCACGCCUCAGACCUACCAAGGAGGAGCCCGAGGAGGAAUCUGAAGAGGAAUCUGAGGAGGAAUCGGAAGAUGAGAGUGAGCUCAUUGCCGGCGAGGAGUUUACUCCGGAGGAGCAACUAGCGCUAGAGAGUGAGCAGUAUGCGCCAUUGAUUCAGGUUCGAAAACGGCCGAAGAAGCAGAGCUCGAUUAGUAUCAUGGCGUCGUGGUUUGUUAUUCUCUCGGUGCUGGGUAGUUUCGGCGCCUGGUGGCGCAAAGAGAAGAUUGAGAUCGGUUACUGCGGUCUUGGAAAGCCUACAUGGUCUCUGGCAGAGACUAAUGUGCCGGAAUGGGCCAAUGUCCUUGAACCUCGCUGCGAGCCCUGCCCGCCUCAUGCGUUCUGCUAUCCCGACUUUGAAGCUCGUUGUGAGCACGAUUUCAUCCUCAAGCCUCAUCCUCUGUCUCUGGGCGGUCUUGUCCCUCUCCCGCCGACUUGUGAACCGGAUAGCGAAAAGGCGCGUCGUGUCAAAGCUGUUGCAGACAAGGCCGUUGAGGAGCUUCGCGAGCGGAGGGCCAGAUACGAAUGUGGCGAGUUGAAUGAGGAUGGCAAGCCUACUUCUCCCGAGAUCCCAGAGCCGAAGUUGAAGGAAGAAGUUGCGAAGAAGCGGCGCAAGGGUCUCACCGAGUCCGAGUUUGAUGACCUCUGGAAGGGCGCUCUUGGUGAGAUUAUCGACAAGGACGAAGUUGUGAGCAACUCCAAGCAACCUUCCGCCGUCCUCGUCCUCAGCUCAACAUCAACCGCCCGACUCCCACUCAGUUGCGCCGCCCGCCGUUACGUCCGACUGGCUCUCCUCGCGUAUCGACUCCCUCUUUCACUUCUAGUACUGACAGCUUGUGCUCUGGCUUAUGCCCGCGCUCGGGUUCGCGCCCGUCGCUCUGAUAUCGCCCGCGUGCCAGAGUUGGUCGCUACCACACUUGACCGACUUGCGACGCAGGCUGCGCUGCAUGCCCGUGGCGGUGCGAGAGAGCCUUACAUUCCAAUUGGCCAGCUGCGCGAUGACGUCCUGCGCUCCGAGUUGCACGGAAAGCGCCGUGAAGAACUGUGGCACCGUGUCCGCCGCGUCGUUGAAGGCAACGCUAAUGUGCGUGCUGCCGUUCGCGAGGGACGCAGCGGCGAUGUCGCCCGCUGCUGGGAGUGGAUUGGCGGCAUUGGCAGUGUCAACACCCCUGCUGGCAGCAGCGAGCUUGACAGCAGUACCCGCCGUGACAGUGGACGGUUUUCCCUGCCGUCACCCUCUGACAACGUGGACGUGGAUCAACAUCAGAUGAUCCCCGAGAGCAAGGAUGAUCAUGCGACGAGUCCUAGACAAUCCCGCCGUUGGGAUGAAGGCCGACCGAUCUAUUAA
This is a messenger RNA of Penicillium cataractarum, 2202 nucleotides long. Its product is annotated as putative sister chromatid separation protein (Src1). The transcript is spliced from 2 exons. Gene Ontology annotation, molecular function: chromatin binding. Gene Ontology annotation, cellular component: nuclear inner membrane. Lineage: Eukaryota; Fungi; Ascomycota; Eurotiomycetes; Eurotiales; Aspergillaceae. The record is from RefSeq and is a predicted model, not a curated record. The coding region runs from base 1 to 2202 and encodes 733 amino acids.